AGAAAUUCAUAAUACAGUGAAGUGAUGUCGGCUUUAUGGGACAGCACCAUGGGGCGAAUGAGCCCCAGUAUGCAGAAAGGAAGUUUGUUCGAAACCAUCCCAAGCCACAAGAAAGCAAAAGAAAAGAAUAUUAAUGCAAACCUUCAUAGACAUGUGGAAUUCCCUUCUCAAAGUAGAGAAGAGCAGGGAGAGAAUCCAAACCGUAUUCCUUUGCUUCUUCAUCGUUAUCAAUUUUCACGAAAGCAAUGUUAUUGGAAUCACAUUCAUCAUCAAUAUUCUCCAGUUCAGUUAAUACUUUCUGGCUCUUUUUCUGGUCUUUAUCAUCUGAAAGUGUAA
Messenger RNA from Gryllus bimaculatus (two-spotted cricket), 336 nucleotides. The record is from the annotation of a GenBank genome assembly. NCBI's taxonomy places the organism in Eukaryota, Metazoa, Arthropoda, Insecta, Orthoptera, Gryllidae.